This is a messenger RNA of Neomonachus schauinslandi (Hawaiian monk seal), 1100 nucleotides long. RefSeq names its product leukocyte immunoglobulin-like receptor subfamily A member 2. NCBI's taxonomy places the organism in Eukaryota, Metazoa, Chordata, Mammalia, Carnivora, Phocidae. The record is from RefSeq and is a predicted model, not a curated record.
AUGACCAUCACCUUUACAGUCCUUCUCUGCUUCGGACUGUGUCUGGGCCAGAUGACCCACGUGCAGGCAGCAAUGUUCAACAAACCCAACCUCUCAGCCCUGCCCAGCCCCAUUGUGACCUCAGGAGGGAGCGUGACCCUCCAGUGUGGUUCAUGGCAGGAUUUUGACUGGUUUGUUCUGUGUAGCGAAGGAGGAGAGGGCCACCCCAGACACCUGGACUCACAGCACCAAGCUGAUGGGUGGUUCCAGGCACUCUUCACUGUGGACCAUGUGAGCCCAAGUCACAGGCGGACAUACAGGUGCUAUGAUUAUUUCUUGAGCUCUCCCUAUGUGUGGUCCACCUCCAGCCACAUUUUGGAGCUCCUGAUCUCAGGUGUGUCUAGGAAACCAUCCCUGUCAGUCUUGCCAGCGCCGGUGGUUGCUCCUGGACAGAGCCUGACCCUCCAGUGUCGCUCUGAUGUCGGCUACGACAGAUUCGCUCUGUCCAAGGAGGGCGCACAGGACCCUCCCCAACGCCUUGGCCGACAGCCCCAGGCUGAGCUCUCUGGGGCAGACUUCUACCUGGGCCCUGUGAGACCCUCCCACGGGGGCCGGUACACAUGCUAUGGUGGACGCAAGCUCUCCUCCGAGUGGUCGGCCCCCAGCGACGCCCUGUACAUCCUGGUCGCAGGUGAGGAGUCUCCCACCCUGUCUGCCCAGCCGGGGCCCUCUGUGGCCCCGGGAGAGAAUGUGACCCUGCGGUGUCAGAGCCCCAGUUUGUUUGAUGUGUUCCUUCUGUCCAAGGAGGGGGAAGCCCCCCCCCCCCCCCCGCACCUCAGAUCUCAGCACCAAGAUGGGGAAUUUCAGGCGAACUUUGACUUGUGCCCUGCGAUGCUGGACCACAGGUGGACUUACAGGUGCUACGGGUCACUCAGCAGCACCCCUUUUCUGCUGUCGCACCCCAGCGACCCCCUGAAGCUCAUGGUCACAGCCCCACUUCCAGAUCACACACUGGAGAAUCUCAUCCGAAUGGGUCUGUCCACACUGGUCCUGGUGGAACUAGCAGUGUUGGUGUUUCAGGCGUGGCACAGCCAGAGAAGUGCCCAAGGUGAAAUCAAAAG